Molecule: messenger RNA, 2804 nt
Organism: Chinchilla lanigera (long-tailed chinchilla)
Lineage: Eukaryota; Metazoa; Chordata; Mammalia; Rodentia; Chinchillidae
Product: ubiquitin carboxyl-terminal hydrolase 42-like
Biological process (GO): regulation of apoptotic process; protein deubiquitination
Cellular component (GO): cytosol; nucleus
Molecular function (GO): cysteine-type endopeptidase activity; cysteine-type deubiquitinase activity
Source: RefSeq, a predicted model, not a curated record
UUCCCGGUAACAGAGGAAAAAAAAAAAAAUGUGACUUUCUGUCAUUAUAGUUUCUUAAGAGUGUAAUGUAGUUCAUACAAUGUUGUUUUGUACUUUCUUUUGAGACAGGUCUUACUACAUAGCCUAGGUUGGCCUUAACUCCCUGUGUAGCUCAGGCUGGCCUCGAACUUCAGAUUUUCCUGCCCCAACCUCCUCAGUGCUACUAUUGCAGAUGUGCACCAUCGUGCACCAUUCUCAUUCUGGACUGUAAGCUCAAAAUCAAAGCUAGUUUUUCUCUUCACAUACUAUAGAAAUGAUGCCUGAAAUUAUACCCUUUAGUUUUUCUUGUCACCUAGUCAAGACAUUUCUCUGAGAAAUUAUAUGUGAACUGAGAAUUUAGUUUUAUUAGCAAUAGUUAAACAGAAAGGUACAAGUAGGUACUUAGUAAAUAUGAGUGUAUAUAGCAUUGGAAAUUGAAGUGUCUGACUAUAAAAGGAAAUAUACAUUUAGGAGGCAUGGAAUACUUUAUGGAAGGUUCUGAAAUAGAAUUAUGAAUAUUUUUAGAUUAGCAUGAUUCUAAAUGUCCCAAGGCAAUUAUUAAAGUGCGGUAGAGGGCUGAGGAUGUAGUUCAGUGGCAGCUGCUUGCUGGAGACCUGGAUGCAGGCUCUGCUGGCUGGAGUGCUGUGUCUUCAUUAAGUGAUGUUACCAAUCGCACACUUUCUGCAGGACCAGUACCUGGUGCUGUUUAUUCAAUCUCAGCUGUACCUGAUACGUCAGAACCAUCACCACCAAAAGAUCGAGGUGAUGGCAUUGCGCUGCCACAGAAAAUUCUUUUUCCCUCAGAGAAGAUUUAUCUUAAGUGGCAGAAAACGGAUGACAUUGGCGCUGGGCUUCAGAAUCUGAGCAACACCUGUUAUGCCAAUGCAGCAUUACAGUGUUUGACAUACACACCACCUCUUGCCAAUUACAUGUUAUCCCAGGAACACUCCAGGAUGUGUCAUGUGGAAGGAUUUUGUAUGAUGUGUACAAUGCAAGACCAUAUUACCCAGGCACUCAAUAGUCCUGGGGACGUUAUUCAACCCAAGUUUGUCAUCCAUGAAAUGGAGCGUAUAGCUAGGAACUUCUGUUUUGGAAAGCAAGAAGAUGCCCAUGAAUUUCUUCAGUACAUCAUUGACGCUAUGCAGGAAGCAUGCUUGACUGGCAUCGAUGCAUUUGACAGACACACCCAGGCCACCACACUGAUGUAUCAGAUAUUUGGAGGGUAUCUAAGAUCCAGAGUCCAAUGUUUAAAUUGCAAGGGUGUUUCAGACACUUUUGAGCCAUGUCUUGAUAUUACAUUGGAGAUAAAGGCUGCUCCGAGUGUUAACAAGGCAUUGGAGCAGUUUGUGAAGCCGGAACAGCUCGAUGGCGAGAACUGCUACAAGUGUAGCAAGUGCAAAAAUAUGGUUCCGGCUUCAAAGAGGCUUUCCAUACACAGAUCACCUAAUGUUCUUACACUUUCUCUGAAACGCUUUGCAAAUUAUUUUGGUGGAAAGAUUUCUAAGGAUGUGAAAUAUCCUGAGUAUCUUGAUAUUCGGCCAUACAUGUCUGAACCAAAUGGAGAACCCGUUAUUUAUGCUUUGUAUGCAGUGUUGGUCCACAGUGGAUAUAACUGCCGUACAGGCCAUUACUUCUGUUACGUGAAAGCUAGCAACGGCCUGUGGUAUCACAUGAAUGACUCCACUGUAUCUGCUAGUGAUAUUAGAUCGGUACUCAGCCAACAAGCAUAUGUGCUCUUUUAUAUCAGGUCCCACGAUGUCAAAAAUGUAAAUGAACUUACUCAUUCCACUCGUCAUCCCGGUCAGUCCUCUCCCCGCCUGGUCACCAGUCAUCAGGGUGUCACCAACAAGCAGGCCGCAUCCGGGCUUACUGGCCCACAGUUUCCCUCUCACAAGAGAAAGAAAUCACCUCACUUGAACGGGACCAGGCCAAGAAGUUCCAUGGCCAGUCCGAAUGGAAGUCCCCGUGUCAGCAGGGUUAGUCCUGCUGACACUCCUACAGGAGUUAGCUGCCACCCUGCGAUGGCAGAGCACCCUAAGGAACAAAACCUCACCAACGGCAUUCAGGACAAGCCUGUUCUGCAAGCGCAAUCUCAGCCUAACCAACACAGCAAUUCCGGGGAGGCCCCUAACAAACCUGUUCCUCCUACCACCAUCUGCUGCUCUGCAGUACAGUCCACCCUGAAUGCACUGUCAGUGUUGAUUUACAGUGAAGCAGCAGAGCCACUCUCCCCAAGCAAGUCAUGCUCCAAGCCAGUGAUAAAUGGCGAGUCCAAGGUGAGCUCCAGUGUGCUGGUCCCUAGGAUGCAGUCAUCCAAAGAGUCUGACUAGGGUUCCAAGGGCCUGGCAAAGGGGAACGGUGUGGGCAGGAUGGCCACAGCUCACCAUGCUGGCCAUGAUGCCAAAGAUGAGGAGGCCCCGCCACUUGAGCUUCAAGAACCUGUCACUCUAAAUGGUGCUACUAGUACAGACAGUGACCCAAUGGAAAACGGCCUGUCAUUUGAGGGUGCCAGUUGCCAAGUCCAGCCUGCUUUGCACUCAGAAAAUCUCUUUUCUAAAGCAAAUGGCCUUCCUGGGGCCGUGAGUUGGUUGGGGAAGGCUUGGUUUGAGCCUCAUCUGUGGCCUAUUCACUCAGCCAGAUUUCGGUCAGCACGGACCUCACAGCUAGUGCUGAAAGGUCUUUGUUUUUUAUUGUAGUUACCAGCUGCUUCCUUGCCUUCUAUUCCGGAAGACAAACCUUUAGGGACCUUCAGGCUUAGCGACGAAGUAAAAGGCUCAACAGAUGAA